Klebsormidium nitens is the source of this 1131-nucleotide messenger RNA. The record is from the annotation of a GenBank genome assembly. NCBI's taxonomy places the organism in Eukaryota, Viridiplantae, Streptophyta, Klebsormidiophyceae, Klebsormidiales, Klebsormidiaceae.
GUCCCCGAAAAUUCACCCGCUUCCCAUCCCCUUCCAAUUCAAAGGCUUCCGAGUCAUGCUGAGCGCUCCUUUGCCAGGGUGAUACUUCAAGGGUAGGAUAUACAAGGCGCAAGAAAAGGGACGGUGGUUGGAUGAAGAAGCUUCACAUGUCAAUUCUAACUUUGAAAGAGAAUCAGUUGGCCAUCCUGGCGCCCCACGGAUCAUCCGCUUUGCUACAUUGACGACGAUUCCUGGUCACGUGAGAACUCGAAAACCCCCUGACGGAACGAGCAACCAACGCCAUAUGCAUAGAUAGUGGUAGAGAGAGCAGGAUCAGACCCAGUGUUACUUCCCCCUCUAGUGAGCAGAUAAGGGCAGUCUGUCACGCUGCUGCUGCACUAAGCUUGGAAGGGGAGCCGUAGUCAAGCGGUGGUGCACCUUUCUCCUCUGACAGUAGCGGCGAAGCAUCACUGCCCCCGCACUGCACUCAGAGCGCAGUUACAAUCACGUCGAAGCCACUUGCGGGCAGGGGACUGGAUUUGCGGAGACAGGAAACGCCACCAGAAUGUUGUUCUUCUCGUACUUCAAGGAGCUAGUCGGGAAAGAAGUCACGGUUGAGUUGAAGAACGACCUGGCGAUUACGGGCGUCCUCCAUUCAGUGGAUCAAUACCUAAACAUCAAAUUGGAAAACACGAAAGUCGUCAACGAAGCAAAGUAUCCACACAUGCUUUCCGUCAAGAACUGCUUCAUCCGCGGUUCUGUAGUUCGAUAUAUCCAGUUACCAGUAGACGGGGUAGAUGUAGACAUCUUACACGAUGCGACUCGAAGAGAAGCCCGAGGAGGUUGAAAGCUUAUCGGGUGUUUGUUAAAGCCGAAUACUCCCAGCUUACAGCAGCAGCUUCGAAUGCCAUUGCCAAGAUGGCCCACAGGUGCUCGCGCACUGCUAUGAUGCAGCAGAAUGUCCUUCAGUUUUUUAAUGUCAUCUCUGGUCAACAACAAACAACUCCGACCAGUUACUGUCCGGCAACAUACAAUUAGAACCGGGCGGAGCCCUCUGUAAGCUGAACUUGCUGACAUCAUAUAAGCUGCUUGCCGCGGUAUUGAGGCGCGUGCAUUUGGCAUCAUUGAUCUCAUUAGAUCAUGAACUUCAGU